Caenorhabditis angaria is the source of this 1296-nucleotide messenger RNA. Lineage: Eukaryota; Metazoa; Nematoda; Chromadorea; Rhabditida; Rhabditidae. The record is from the annotation of a GenBank genome assembly.
AUGUUUAUAACUGCUAAAACCAUUUUUCAAAUCUCAUCCACAAUUAUGUCACUCAUAUUAAACACCGCUUUGAUUGUCUUAAUCAUCAAAAAAUCGCCAGUGAAAAUGGGAAAUUAUCGAGCCCUGAUGAUUUAUUUUUCGAUUUUUGCAAUGACUUUUAGCUUGUUGGAUAUUUGGGCAAAACCGGUAAGUGAGAAAAAUUUUUGUUUUGAAAAUAAUUUUCGAAAUGUUUCAGUUUGUUCAUUCAAUCGAUCAUUGUUUUGCGGUUAUCGUCGAAGUUGAAAAUUUGAAAAUCGGAAAACAAGGUUCUCUUAUAGUUGUUUCUGCUCUUUGCGGUUGUUUUGGUUCAACGAUCACAUGUUUAGCGAUUCAUUUUGCUUAUCGAUUUUUUGCGCUUGAAAGGUACACGUAAAACUCGCAGAAAAUAAAUUCAAAUUUGAAAAGCGCGGGGAAGACACACAUACACCGCGACGCACAAUUACACACAUUGGGCUAAAAUUGAAAAAAAAAUUUUUUUUGGGGAAUCCUUAGACUAAAUAGCCUUCUUCAAAUCUAUAUAUGUUUUUUAGAAAAGGUCGUCUUCGAUUUUUCACCAACUCCUACCUAAUUUUCUGGUCAAUGUUACCUAUAAUAUUCGGUAUUUCUUGGGGAACAAUGGUUUAUUUUCUAUUGGGACCAUCAGAACAAGCAUCCAAUUAUCUCGCGAAAUCAAUCUAUGACGAUUAUAACUUGGAUAUUAAAAAUGUCACUUAUGUGGGUGCCCUGUAUUUCUACAGGGAUAACACUCCAAAUAUCAAACAUUUUCUUGCAUCAUCAAUUCUCAUGAUAAUAAUGUUCAUUUCCUUUUCAAUUGUUUUCAAUUUCGCGAUUCGAAGUUUUGUUCUCAUUCAAAAACUUUUGAAAAACGAAGGAGAAUCGAAAUAUAGUCAAAACCUUCAACAACAACUCUACAAAGCGCUGGUUUUCCAAUCACUUUUCCCACUUUCACUUAUGUAUAUCCCAGUUGGCGCAUAUUUCAUUGCACCCAUGUUUGGUAUCAAUAUUGAAACAUUCAGUAGAGUUGUCACAUUUCUUUAUGCUGUUUAUCCAGCUGUUGAUCCGAUUCCAAUUAUUUUUAUCAUUGAUGAUUAUCGAUUUGCAGUGUUCAGUGAGUUUUACCCGCGCUGCGUGUGCGUUGCGGUCGCUUUUAAAUACAAAAAUAUUUUAUUUUCAGAACUUUUUCAUAUUUGUGAAAAUCGAAAUCGUGUAAGAGACGUUGAAAUGUAUCAGGAACCACAAAAUAAUUGUGAGGUCUGA